AUGGGCGCCACAAUUUGCUGCUGCUGCCGAUCGGAGCAAGAGCAGAAUGAGCAGCUAACGAGUGUGAUAUUGAGCAGAGAGCCGCCGCCGAAAGAACAAUGUCGAGGCUCACUUCUGGUCUUUAUCAAUCCACACAGCGGCCGGGGCAAAAGUUUAGAGACCUUUGCGCAUACAGUCGCUCCGAAACUCGAUAGGAGUCUUAUUCGAUAUGAAGUCGUGGUCACUACCGGUCCAAACCACGCGCGAAAUGUGUUGAUGACAAAGACAGAUCUCGGAAAAUUCAACGGAAUUUUGAUACUUUCCGGUGAUGGAUUGGUUUUCGAGGCCCUAAACGGAGUACUCUGCCGUGAAGAUGCGUUCAGAAUAUUCCCAAAUCUACCCAUUGGAAUUGUUCCCUCUGGUUCUGGAAACGGUCUUUUGUGCUCAGUUUUAUCAAAAUACGGCACAAAAAUGAACGAAAAAUCGGUGAUGGAUCGAGCGCUGGAAAUUGCCACGUCACCAACGGCGAGAGCUGAAUCCGUCGCGUUGUAUUCUGUAAAAACGGAAACGGCCACCUAUGCGGCGUUCUUGUCGAUCGGUUGGGGUCUUAUGGCUGAUAUAGACAUCGAAAGUGAAAAAUGGCGAAAACUCGGUGGUCAUCGAUUCACACUGAUGGGCUUCAUUCGCAGUUGUAAUCUGCGCUCGUAUAAAGGCCGACUGACGUAUAGACCAUAUAAGGCCAGAGGUUAUACUCCAUCGUCGAACGUCUUCAGUAUUUAUGAUAAAACUACACAGCAAAGGAUUGACGACUCCACCGCCAUCACAAUUCCAUCGUUCGCGGAUUCAGAAGACGAGGAAAAACAUCUAAAAAAUCAGAAGACAACAUGGACACUUCAUGAUUCAGAAGACACGACGUCAUCUGAAUCAGAAUCCGAUGAAGAAGUGGUGAUAGAGGACGAUUUCAUCAAUAUGUACGCAGUGACUCUAUCGCAUAUCGCCGCCGACGGACCGUUCGCGCCGAGUGCCAAAUUAGAGGAUAAUCGGAUUCAUUUAUCGUACAUUUUGUGGAAGGAUAUUGGUACUCGAGUGGAUAUUGCAAAGUAUUUGUUGGCGAUUGAGCAUGAGACUCAUUUGGAUUUGCCCUUUGUUAAGCGCGUCGAAGUGUCCUCAAUGAAACUGGAAGUGCUCAGCGAUGGCUCGUACGUGGUGCUAGAUGGCGAAGUCGUCGAAACGAAAUCCAUUCAAGUGUCAUCGACCCGAAAUAAUAUUUGUGUUUUUUCAUCAACUGCCUAG
Molecule: messenger RNA, 1272 nt
Organism: Caenorhabditis briggsae
Lineage: Eukaryota; Metazoa; Nematoda; Chromadorea; Rhabditida; Rhabditidae
Gene: Cbr-sphk-1
Product: Protein CBR-SPHK-1
Exons: 7
Coding region: 1-1272 (423 amino acids)
Biological process (GO): sphingosine biosynthetic process
Cellular component (GO): cytoplasm; membrane; intracellular membrane-bounded organelle
Source: RefSeq, a predicted model, not a curated record